CCCACGACUUCAUCGACCCCCUCAACCCCACGGCGCUCCCGGCUUCCCCUUUCGGAAUCGGGAAAGCCGUGACGGUUGUCCCACGACGACACUACGGCUGGCGCACAUCACACGCGCAGUCCAAUCUUUUGCCGCUGGCUUAGCGAGCGUCCAUGGCGGUGAUAUAUUUCAAGCGGGCGGCCGUGGAUCGCCCGGCCAUGUUUGUCUCUGGUUCUGCUCUUUUGCUCUUCAUCUCUCGCAUUGGUUUCUGCUAAAGACACUUCGACUCCACGAUGGCGCCCAUUGCAAUCACCCCCGAGGCCACCGAGACGCCCGUCGCCGUCUCCGCCGAGAUCAAGCGCAUCCAGACUGAGGAUGCUGAGACCAUUGACCUGGUCCUGCGCCAGUUCCGCUGCUUGAUUGCGGACUUGUGCCAGCAGUUCAAUGGCGGUCACCCAGGCGGUGCCAUGGGCAUGGCCGCAAUUGGCCUUGCGCUCUGGAAAUACGUCAUGAAGUACUCUCCCAGCAACCCCGACUACUUCAACCGAGACCGCUUCGUCCUCUCCAACGGCCACACCUGUCUGUUCCAGUACACGUUCCUACACUUGACGGGCUACAAGCAGAUGACCUUCGACCAGCUCAAGUCUUACCACUCUGCCCGCUACGACUCCUUCGCCCCCGGCCACCCCGAAAUUGAGCAUGAGGGCAUCGAGGUCACCACCGGGCCGCUGGGCCAGGGCAUUGCCAACGCCGUCGGUCUCGCCAUGGCCACCAAGCACCUGGCCGCCACCUACAACAAGCCCAACUACGAGCUCGUCAACAACACCACCUGGUGCAUGAUUGGCGACGCCUGCCUUCAGGAGGGUGUCUCCAUGGAGGCUAUCCAGCUGGCCGGCCACUGGAAGCUCAACAACCUCGUUGUCAUGUACGACAACAACCAGAUCACCUGCGACGGCAGUGUCGACCUCUGCAACACCGAGGACGUCAACGCCAAGAUGCGCGCUUGCGGCUGGGACGUUAUCGAGAUCGAGGACGGCUGCUACGACGUCGAGGGUAUCGUCAAGGCUCUCCUCCAGGCCAAGGCCAGCACCGAGAAGCCCACCUUCAUCAACGUCCACACCGUCAUCGGUGUUGGCAGCAACGUCGCCGGCGAUGCCAAGGCUCACGGUGCGGCUUUCGGCGCCGAGGGUGUCAAGGGCGUCAAGGAGUUCUUCGGCCGCAACACCGAGGAAAAGUUCGUCGUCACCGACGAGGUCUACAACUACUUCCGCCCCCUGACCACUCGUGGCCAACGUAUCGAGGAGGACUGGGGCAACCUAGUCAGCUCAUAUGCCAAGGAGUACCCCGAGCUCCACGAGGAGUUCCAGAAGCGCAUCGAGGGCCGCUUCACCGACGACUGGCGCAGCAUCAUUCCCGCCAAAGAGACCUUCCCCACUGCUCCCACCGCUUCCCGAAAGUCUGCCGGUAUCAUCUGCAACCCUCUAGCCGCCAAGUUGAAGAACUUCAUGGUCGGAACCGCCGAUCUGUCUCCCUCGGUCAACAUGAUCUGGAAGGACAAGGUCGAUUUCCAAAACCCCGGGCUGAAGACCACCUGCGGUAUCAACGGCGACUACAGCGGCCGAUACAUCCACUGGGGUAUCCGUGAGCACGCCAUGGCCUCCAUCUCCAACGGUCUCGCCGCCUACAGCAAGGGCACCAUCCUCCCCAUCACCUCCAGCUUCUUCAUGUUCUACAUUUACGCCGCCCCUGGUGUCCGCAUGGGCGCCCUACAGGGCCUCCAGUCCAUCCACAUCGCCACCCACGACUCCAUCGGCACUGGCGAGGACGGCCCUACCCACCAGCCCAUCGCUCUCCCCGCCCUCUACCGCGCCAUGCCCAACAUUCUCUAUAUCCGCCCCGCCGACACCGAGGAGACGGCCGGCGCCUUCAUCACCGCCCUCGAGGCCAAGAACACCCCCACCAUCAUCUCCCUCUCCCGCCAAAACCUCGAGCAAUACCCCCAGUACUCGAGCCGAGACGGCGCCCAGAAGGGUGCCUACGUCUUUAUCGAGGAGGAGAACGCCGACGUGACCCUCAUUGGCGUUGGUGCCGAGAUGGUCUUCGCCGUCAAGACCCGCGAAGUUCUCAAGGAAAAGUACGGUAUCAAGGCCCGUGUCGUAUCCUUCCCCUGUCAGCGUAUCUUCAACGCCCAGUCCAUCGAGUACAAGCGCGAGGUGUUGCAGUACCGCAGCAGCGCCCCCCGCGUCGUCAUCGAGGCCUACGCCGUCAACGGCUGGGAGCGAUAUGCCGACGCCGGCUUCUCCAUGGCCAGCUUCGGCAAGUCCCUGCCCGGCAAGGACGCCUACAAGUUCUUCGGCUUCGACGAGAGCGUCAUCGCCCCGGAGGUUGCCAAGCUGGUGGAGGAGGUUAAGAAGGAGGGCAUCGAGUCCCUCCGUGGCGAGUUCAGGGACCUCAACCCUGCCGCCAAGCACGAGCACUAAGACGGGGAUUAUAAAAUAUAUAGACGGGACACCCUGCGGAUGUAAUACGACUGAGAUGACAUGAUAAACGGUUAAAUAGGAUAAAUAUACUAUCGUCAACGAC
Molecule: messenger RNA, 2562 nt
Organism: Ilyonectria robusta
Lineage: Eukaryota; Fungi; Ascomycota; Sordariomycetes; Hypocreales; Nectriaceae
Product: Transketolase, thiamine diphosphate binding domain-containing protein
Exons: 4
Coding region: 273-2459 (728 amino acids)
Biological process (GO): pentose-phosphate shunt
Cellular component (GO): cytosol
Molecular function (GO): transketolase activity
Source: RefSeq, a predicted model, not a curated record